Messenger RNA from Heteronotia binoei (common prickly gecko), 558 nucleotides. Its product is annotated as zinc finger and SCAN domain-containing protein 21-like. Lineage: Eukaryota; Metazoa; Chordata; Lepidosauria; Squamata; Gekkonidae. The coding region runs from base 1 to 558 and encodes 185 amino acids. The transcript has a single exon. The record is from RefSeq and is a predicted model, not a curated record.
AUGGAUGAAGGCACCUUUCCACAGACGGAGGUGACUCAGUGGAAGGGGCAGGAGAUGGAAGAGCAGGACCCAGAAGGAGCUGGGACUGGCAAGAGAGCAAGCAAAGGGCCCCUUCCCCUCCAAGCUGAGAGUGGUGCUGAAUUCUGGGAAACAGAGAUUAUAGCUAAGGACACCGUGACCUCAGAUGUGCAUUGCCAGCGCUUCCGGCAAUUUGGCUACCAUGAGGCCGAUGGGCCCCGAGAGGUUUGCAGCCAGCUCCAUGGACUUUGCAGCCAGUGGCUGGAGCCGGAGAGGCACACCAAGAAGCAGAUCGUGGACCUGGUGAUCCUGGAGCAGUUCCUGACUCUCCUGCCCCAGGAAAUGCAGGGCUGGGUCAGAGGAUGUGGGCCGGAGACCAGUUCCCAGGCGGUGGCCCUGGCCGAAGGUUUCCUCCUGAGCCAGGCAGAGGAGAAGAGGCAGGCAGGACAGGUGAGGGAAUUCCCUCCAGGUGUCUCCAAUUCAGGCAACGAUCUGGCCUUCUCCUACACUGUCCCUGAGAGAUAUUUCUCCAAGCAUUAA